Molecule: messenger RNA, 1770 nt
Organism: Ornithorhynchus anatinus (platypus)
Lineage: Eukaryota; Metazoa; Chordata; Mammalia; Monotremata; Ornithorhynchidae
Gene: FLAD1
Product: flavin adenine dinucleotide synthetase 1
Exons: 7
Coding region: 338-1690 (450 amino acids)
Biological process (GO): FAD biosynthetic process
Molecular function (GO): FMN adenylyltransferase activity
Source: RefSeq, a predicted model, not a curated record
AGAGGCCACAGAGGUGUCCGUGCCAGAGUUCGGGGGGACCUGACGGUAGCCCUGGCGUCUCGGCAGUGACCCGCUCACUCGUUCGUAUUUGUUGAGAGCUUACCGUGUGCGGGGCACUGUACUGAGCGCUCGGGAGAGUGCCCUGCGAUAACCGUACCCCCCGAUUCUCCUCUUCUCCCCGCAGAGAGACGCCAGAACCAACCCCAGCCCCUCUCCCCCGCCCCCAGGAGCCCUGGCGCCCCACCACCCACUCCUGCCCCCUCUGCUCCGGGGCCUGGGUCUCCGCCGCCGCUGGCAGGGGCGGUGGGCGGCCCGGGAGACCCUCCGCUCGGGCUGCAUGGCGUCGGGGAGCCCCCCGCCCGUCCCCCCGACCGCUACCCCGACGGCCGCCGUCAUCAUCGUGGGCGACGAGAUCCUGAAGGGUCUCACGCAAGACACCAACAGCUUCUUCAUGUGCCGGACGCUGCGCGGGCUGGGGGUGCGCGUGGAGCGGGUCUCGGUGGUCCCGGACGACGUGGAGGUCAUCGCGGCCGAGGUGUCCUCCCUGGCCCCGCGCUUCACCCACGUGCUGACGGCCGGCGGCGUCGGCCCCACGCACGACGACGUGACCUACGAGGCGGUGGCCCGGGCCUUCGGGGACCCGCUGGUGGCCCACCCGGACCUCCGGGCCGCCGUGCGGGCGCUGGCCGGCGGAGCGGGCGGCGGGGGCCGGGAGAAGCUCACCCUCGUGCCCGCCUCCGCCCGCCUCCACUACGGCCGCGACGCCCGCACCGACCGGCCCUUCCGCUUCCCGCUGGUCAGCGUGCGCAACGUCUACCUGUUCCCCGGCGUGCCGGAGCUGCUGCGGCGGGCGCUGGAGGGGCUGGCGCCCCUCUUCCGCCACGAGGGCUCCCGCCGCCACCUGCGCCAGCUCUACGUGGCCGCCGACGAGGCCGAGAUCGCGCCCGUCCUGGCGGCCGCCCAGCGGGCCUUCGCGCCCCGCGUCGCCCUCGGCUCCUACCCGGACUGGAGCAGCAACUACUACCGGGUGCGCCUGGCCCUGGACGGCGAGUCGGAGGCCGCGCUGGAGGAGGCCGACGGGCACCUGCGGGCCCUCCUGCCCCCGGGCGCCGUGGUGCCCUACGAGCCCGACGCCGUGGAGCGGGCCGGGGAGGCCGUGUACCGGCUGGCGGAGGCCGGGAGCCCGCUGGGGGCGAAGGUGGCCGCGUCCCUGCGCACGGUGGAGGAGGCCUUGGCCCGCUACGGCCCGGCCCGGCUCUGCGUGGGCUUCAACGGCGGCAAGGACUGCACCGCCCUGCUCCACCUGGUCCACGCCGCCCUCCAGAGAAAGCACCCCGGAGCCGCGGAGCCCCUGCAGGUCCUCUACAUCCGGAUCGUCUCGCCGUUCCCUGAGCUCGAACAGUUCCUGGAGGACACGGCCAACAGGUACGGGUUACGCACGCUGACGGGCGGCGGCCCCAUGAAGGAGGCGCUGGAGGAGGACUGGACGUACCGGGAGAUCUGGGACUUCCUGCGUCAGCUCUACGUGCCCUACUGUGUCCUCUACGACAAAGGCUACACGUCCCUGGGCAGCAUGGAGAACACAGCGAAGAAUCCCGCGCUGAGGUGCCCGGGCCCCGGGCCCACCCCCACCUACCGGCCCGCCUACCAACUAGAGAACGAGGACGAGGAGCGCAACUCCCGCACCUAGGCGCCCCCCUCUCGCCCGCUCCCAGACCUCCACCCCUCGGUGCCCACCGGGCACACCCAACCAAUAAAAGAGUGGCCGGA